AUUGACUUGACUGUCAUUUCUGUCAUCGAGGGUAUUUCUUCGUGAUAUUUUCGUUUUUUAUUUGUGUAUUUCAUUAAUUACUGUUAGAAAUUAAUUAGAUUCAGUGAUUAGAUUUUUCGUUAAAAAACUGGACAAACACUUUAAAUGUGAAACAGAAGUAGUACAUGUGAUGCUAGAGUGUGAAACAUUAAUGGCCUGAGAAACGUGUCACUAUUUUUUACAAACCGUUGUUCAAUAAUCAUAACUGGAAAAAGGAAUGUGAAGUGUUCCCCAUUACCUUCGGAAAUAAGUGAUAUUUUCACAUGGGUGAUGGCUUGGCAGUCGGACCCACGUACUGACGAAAACAGCUUCCUGCUGCGACUGAAGAUAAUAGGAGCCCACUCUUUAGCUAAGAAGGACAUAUUUGGUGCUAGCGAUCCUUAUGUGCGCGUCGAGCUGCAGAAAGUCGAGGGUGACGUCACCAUCGAGACAUUCCUCACGAAGACCAAGAAAAAGACAUUGAAUCCAGUAUGGAAUCAGGAGUUUGUAUUCAGGGUGAAGCCUCAAGAGCACAAGCUUUUGAUCCAAGUGUUCGACGAGAACCGCCUCACCCGCGACGACUUCCUGGGCAUGGUGGAGGUGCCGCUGUCGGCGGUGGCGAGCGAGAGCGCCGCGCAGGCGCGCCCGCCCGCCGCCAAGUACCCGCUGCGCCCGCGCAGGUCCGUCGCGCGGUCCCGCGUCCGGGGAUACAUAGAGGUGUACGCGGCGCUCGUGGGCCGCGUGGGGGAGCCCGGGGCAGAGGACGCCGCCUCGCCCACGCAGGACGACUGGGAGCUGGUGGAGCCCUCGCCGCAGCAGGGGCAGACGGUGCAGCCGGUAUCGGAGGGCGCGGAGCGGACAAUCCCCUCUUUUACCGGCGACGACUGGGAGAUGGUCGAUGCCUCACAUUUUGCCAUUGGAGGAGAUCCGUUACCUCCAGGCUGGGAGGAGCGCCAGGACGCCAACGGACGGACCUACUAUGUGAACCACAUCGAGAGGUCCACGCAGUGGGAGCGACCUACGUUCACUCGUAUGCAAAGCACGGAGUCGCAAGCGGAACGCAUGGAGACGGCCGCGACGGAGUUCCAGCGGCGGUUCCACAUCUCCGCGGACGAGGAACACACCUCCAGUCCUUCGGCUUCGCAGCACCAGGAGGAUGUAAGCAAUAGAAGCGGUGACACUAACUCGCCUGACGCAACUCCUUACUCUACUCCAAUACGAUCUCCGGAACUCAAUGACAUAGAUGAAACACAAGAGGGCACGGGUGAACCAACUAGUAUAAGUAAUGAAACUGACUGUGAUAAUAAUUUAAGAGAUAACCAAGAUCAAGACGACGUUGUGUGCGCCAACGAAACUGUUACUGUUAGAAUACAGAGAAGUGACGAUGACAACGAAACAAAUGAAAGUGAUGAUGCUCAAGCUGUUUGUGAUAACGCGGCUUCUAGUCAAGACGAUGUCGACGGUGACGCCCCAAAUGCCAUAAACGGAGAAACUAAUGACAAUGAAACUGAACCAAAUGUAGAAACGACUGUAGGAAUUGUUGAAGUUGAAAAUAGGAACGUACAAAACGUGCAGACAGAAAUUACUGAAUCAGAAAAUGUGGAUAAUAUAGAUAUACAAAAUGGGGAAAUUGAAUUAGAUGAUACAGAAGAAACUGAGGUAAUUGAAGAUUUAGCUGAGGACGCGUUGACGUUCGAUGAGAAUCAUUUCAGUACGCCGACAGGGGGCGCUAGUCCCGCGAGGUCACCGACCUCACGAAGAAGACGGACGUCGACCGAUACGGACGAGUCUGAGGAUGAGACAGACGGAUCGACUGAAAGCACUCGGAGCAGUAGCGCGAGCAGUAAUCAGAGUCAAAAUCUGCCCAACAGUGACGGGCUACCGCCAGGAUGGACGAUGCAAAAAGCACCAAACGGAAGGAUAUUCUUCAUCGAUCAUAAUAAAAAAACGACGACAUGGAUAGAUCCCCGAACAGGUUGUGCGUCAAGUUUGCCGAGUGCGUCGGCGGCGUCCGCUGGCCCUGCUGACGAACUAGGCCCGCUGCCUGAAGGCUGGGAGGAGAGGGUACACACUGAUGGGAGAAUAUUCUUCAUUGAUCACAAUACCCGGACGACGCAGUGGGAAGACCCCCGACUGUCCAAUCCGCAGAUAGCGGGCCCCGCCGUGCCGUACUCGCGGGACUACAAGCGGAAAUACGAGUAUCUCAAGAGUCAGUUACGCAAGCCGAGCAAUGUUCCCAACAAGUUCGAAAUCAAAGUCCGUCGGAACUCCAUCUUGGAGGACUCGUAUCGCAUCAUCAGCUCCGUCAGCCGCAUAGAGCUGCUCAAGACAAAGCUGUGGGUCGAGUUCGAGUCAGAAGUCGGCCUUGACUACGGCGGCCUGGCUCGCGAAUGGUUCUUCCUCCUUUCAAAGGAGAUGUUCAACCCUUACUACGGGUUGUUCGAGUACUCGGCGAUGGACAACUACACGCUGCAGAUCAACCCCAAUAGUGGGGUGUGCAACGAGGAGCACCUGUCCUACUUCAAGUUCAUAGGGAGGGUCGCCGGCAUGGCGGUCUAUCAUGGGAAACUUCUAGAUGCAUUCUUCAUCCGUCCGUUCUAUAAGAUGAUGCUCAACAAAGCUAUAGAUCUCAAAGAUAUGGAAUCCGUUGAUCUCGAGUACUACAAUUCCCUUAUGUGGAUUAGGGAAAAUGAUCCAUCAGAAUUGGACCUGACCUUCAGCGUGGACGAGGAGCAGUUUGGAAAGACAAUCCAGCGAGAGCUGAAGCCAGGGGGCGCUAAUAUCUCUGUCGACGAUGACAAUAAAGAUGAAUAUAUAAAAUUGGUGAUCCAGUGGCGUUUCGUGAGCCGAGUCCAGGAGCAGAUGUCGGCGUUCCUCGAAGGUUUCGGGGCGCUGGUGCCCCUCAACCUGCUGAAGAUAUUCGACGAGCACGAGCUGGAGCUGCUGCUGUGCGGGAUCCAGCACAUCGACGUGCGCGACUGGCGCGCCAACACGCUGUACAAGGGGGACUACCACGCGAACCACAUCGUCGUGCAGUGGUUCUGGAGGGUGGUGCUAUCAUUCUCUAACGAGAUGCGAUCUCGUCUACUACAGUUCGUGACUGGGACAUCGAGGGUGCCAAUGAACGGGUUCAAGGAACUCUACGGGUCGAAUGGACCCCAGUUGUUCACUAUCGAGAAGUGGGGCGCGCCCGAUAACUACCCCAGGGCGCAUACUUGUUUCAACCGCAUAGACCUACCGCCGUAUGAUAGCUACCAGCAAUUACGCGAGAAGCUCGUAAAGGCGAUCGAGGGAUCCGUAGGGUUCGCCGGCGUCGACUGAUCUCUGGGGAUCGAUCUGGGCGAUCUACAGGUCAGACUGACAGUCCUGUUCGUUAAGCAAGUCAUUAUAUUGUUGAUUGGGAUUAUGGCCUUGUUCCUUAUUUUCGUUUGGCAAAUACAUCACCAGUAAUGUGAGAUAUGAAAUAGGGGAUGAGUUUCACUCGGGGGUUGAAUAUUUGGCUUUUGAUAUUUUAUUUGUAUUAAACUAUUAUAUAGAAGUUCGUUCACCCCUUUUAUUAAAAAAAAUGAACUUAUAUACUUAUAUUAAUAAUAAUUUAAUGAAUCUGCUCGUCAAGUGAUAAUAUAGUUGAGAUUAUGACGUUUCUUGUUUUCGUUUGGUAAAUACAUCAUCGAUAAUGUGUGAAUCAUAAAGGGGAUCAAUUCGCAUUAGGGAACGAAUAUUUGGCUAUGAAAACUCAAAAAUUUCUCAUUCAAACACUUAUAACAUAUGUUUUUGUUGUGUUGAAAUGGGAGGGGACGAAUUUGCUUCAGGGGAUGAAAAUUUGAUUUUUUAAACUUGAUUAUGUUGGUCUUUAUAUAUGAGGAUUAUCCUAUUAAACCAUUAUAUUUAGCUCACCCUUAUCUCCCGUUAAUAAUUUCCCGUUAAUAAUUUUAUUUUUUAUAAAAAAUAAAAAAAUAAAAUAAUUUGCUUUGUUUCAUCGACAAAGAAAGCUAAAGACGACAAGCUAGCGUAACCAAAUGUAAUAAAACAUUACAAAUUCCUGGCGCAUCUCAUACAAAACGGCAGAUUGGUCGUUAUAAAACCACAUGUGCCUGGUUUUAUAACGACCAAUUUGCCGCUUCUGUCUUCUGUCAGGGACAAAAGACAUUAGCGCUCUGUCCCCUUUCUUCUCGUGUACUUCUAAUACACAUUUCUCUUUCUUGUAUGACUGAAACGAAAGAUAUGACGAAGUUUAUAGUUUUCUCUGUCGAAUGUUUUGAACUUUGAUAAGUAUCGUUCAAAGUUUAAUACAAUUUAUGUCAUCUGUAUUUAUUUAAUGUUGAGUCUGUAGCCAACGAAGUUAAUUUUAACUUCGCUAGUUAGCGCCACUGGCAAACAAGGUCCUGUUCACUAAUUUCGGGUCCUAAUUGAGACAAAGCGACGCGACGCGAGAUUAUCAUACGGACGAUAUGUCUGUUCUGUAUAGACUGUAGGGCACUGUAAUUUACAUCCAUGUAAAUGAUAUUAUCGCGUCGCGACGCAUCGCGCCUGUUGAUUCUUGGGCCAACCCGUAAGACUGACAUUAAAAAAAAACCGCGCACAUGCGCACCACAAGCAAAUUCGAACGUUCAAAUUAAGAAAAACAAAUUGAUUUUGACAUGAACCUCGCUCUACAACAGCGCCCCUAGUGGCAUGUUCGCGUUAACCUUCAUUCAACAUAACCUAUGUUAUGUAUACAUAUGCAAUAUUAUAUGUAAUUAUUGUCUAAAUUAAGUGCCUACCUAAUUACGUUGUUCUAAAUUAGCUUUAUACACAGGGCUACAGAUCAAACGUAACAAUACAAUUGCGCGUUGCUGCGUUCUUGUAUAUAUAUGUGAUUCUAGAUUUGUGUCUCGCUGUACUAUACACGUGUUCCUUUUGACGCAAUGGAUUAAUGUCGUUGUUGGAUGGCAGAUUUUUUGCGAUGAUGUGUUUAUAAUCAUGCAGAGUAAUGGCUUUGUGCUCUGAUGGUCAUCAUGCCGGACAUUGGAGCUCCCGGGUUCGAUCCUUGGUUAGGUCAAGACGGAAAAUGAUAGUAAAAAGACGAAAUCGGAUAUAGCGAUCUUAAAAUGUCAUUUGUAGCAGUAUAGUUCUUAUUUAUUUGGAAAACUAAAAAUAUUAUAUUAAGUUUUAUAACGUUAUGUUUUUCUCAUAAUCUUUUUUCGCUUUUAUUUGAUUAUUACUGCUUUGUUAUAUUUCUUAUUCUUUUGUCUCAUUCCUAUUCUUUUAUGUAAUGCAAUAUUAUUCAUACGUAUGUAUGUAAUUACUUUUGCAAUUAGUUAACGUAAUAAAAAUUUAUAGAUCCCCAAAUAUAUGUUUCUGAAUAUGUGUUAUGUACGCACAUAUAUAUUAAGCGCCUUGCCCCAAAUACAGCGAUAUAAAUUAUAUUUUGUUAUAACUCAGUAAGUUACAUGAUGUACGUGACAAAAUUCCUUUAAAUUAUUAUUUUAGUCUGUUGAUGAGUCCCACUCCUGGCUACCCUAUGGGUGCCAGAAGGGCCAGAGUGAGAGAGCGAGACCGCGAAUGAGAUGGAUGAUAUUAAUGGGUACCUGCAGAGGUGGAAACAAGCUGCCCUCGACUGAGAUUUUAGCAGUGGGUCGCAUCAAUUAAAUCAAUAAAAAAAAGUUGGUUAAAUCCAAAAUGGUUUUAAGAAGGCAGCAGCAGUUUAAUCAAAAAUUUAAAGCACUUCUUUAUAUUUAAUUUUACUGCAAAUAUAAAGAUGCACAAUAUUUUUACCCGUCCCUAAUAAAGUAAUCCUCAUUAUGGCAAUUUGUUGCAAACUGAACCUUGCACUCUGUGCUCAUACGUCAGAUGUAGUUCCUGUUAAUGUACUCAUACAUAAUUUGCAAUUUACUUGACAAGUUAAUUGCAAAUUGCAAAAUAACAUAUACUUUUUUAUCACAUCUUUAUUACUCGAAUUACUUCUGGUGUGCCAUUUGUACUGUACUAAAUAAUUAAAAGAAAAAAAAAACUCUUUUGCUCACCUUACUUUUUAUAUUGUGUGUGGACUGUUGGGCACAGGCAAAAUAUACACACUUCUACUCGGCAAUAUGACGUUCAUUGUAAAAUGAGCUUUAAAUCGUUCUCUGUAGACAUAAUUUACGUUGACAAAAAGAGAGUUAACAGCGAGCAGUCGUCUAAGUUGUCAAAGUAAAAUAUGUCUACAGGGGACACACUAAAGCUCACUUUUCAAUGAACUACAUCUUGCCUGAUGGGAGUGGUGCGGUAGAAAGGUGCUUUAUUAAGGCACCGCUAUCACCCGACAAAAUACUUUCAAUGAAAAGUGAACCUUCGAUCUUACGCUGUAGACACACUUUGCAUUAUCAACUGUUAACUAACUUACAGCGAACGUUACGCACAUUUGUUGCCAAUGUAAAGUAUGUCUACAGAGUACGCUUUAAAGCUUAGUUUUGAAUGAUCUCUCUCGGGGUGAGAGCGAUGUUGUAUAAAUCAGACUACGCGUAACGCUGUGGUUAUAAUUUUUCAUCAAAACUGUAUCUGGGUUAUGUCAAUUGAAGUUAAUGUUAGCUAGGAAAUGAAUUGCACAGCAAUCAAGGCCAUUUUCGCGCGACUCGAAUGUUAAGUGAAAGCAAUGCAAUAACAAGUCUAUGCGACUUAUAUUAGAGUCUAUUUUGCUUCACCAGUCCGUCGUUUGCGCAUUCGCGAAGAUGCCACUGCAAAAUUCCGUAUAUUUUCGACCUGAAAUACAAUGAAAAUAGAUUUAACAGAUUAUCGAAUUAAAAGCUAUAUAUAUAUAUAUAUAUAUAUAUAUAUAUAUAUAAAAGUUAUGCUUGUAAAUAUGUAAUAAGGAAGGUUUUUCUUUCCAAAUAUAAAGUAUAUAAAAAAGUGAAAUCCUGACAUAAGAAAAUUGAUUAAUUCAUUCUUAAUAAUACAAAAUUUUGCUGUUGUGUGUAUCGGAAAAGCAUUUAUUAAAAAAACAUUAAAUUAUUAUUUUAUUGUUGAGAAAAUGAUUUACAAUAUAUUGCGUUUAUAUAACUUUAUGUUUCAUGGAGUUAUAUUUUUUUUAGAUGACGUAUCUCAAUCGGUAAUUAAGGUGUCGAUGGCAAUAAGUAUAAUAUCGAUUACGAGUUAUGUAGCGAUUUUGUAUGGAUCGAAGCAUAUGUAUGGUAAUAAAAACGACUUCAUCUAUGACGGGUUAGACAGAGACUGGUAAAUGUCAAGACAAUCAGUGUCAAUGAUAAACAGAUGUAAAAAUCGCAAGAAAGGUUAUGGUUAAGACUAAGGAAUCAAGUUUCGUACCUAGAAUUCCGCUUUGGGGUUCCGUACCUUUACCCUUAAUCACUUUUUACUUUUAGAAUUGUUAAAUUUUGCACCGGAUGAUCCUAUAUUAAAUGUUUUGCGAUGCAUAUGUUUAGCCAAUGCGUUUAUUGUGAUAAUUAUCCUUAUAACACCUUAAUUCCGUUGAUAAUUUGUAAUGAACUUGACGCGAACUAUAAUUAUUUUUUAAACACAGAUUUAUGUUUACCUAUUUUAACGGAACAAGUGAUUUCACUAUCACGAGUUAAGAACGCAAAAAUUAUUAACAUUUUGCAAGUAUAUAAAUCUUAUGUAUAAUAAAUUAAAUACAUUUUAAUGUUUUCUUAAUUUGUGCCGGUGCUUUUAUUUGCGUCCUAAACGACUGGUCCAGUCGGCUUUUGCUUAUAAAUAUAUAAGUAUUCCUCUCAGAGCUCUGAUUAAAAUAACUUCCAACUGCAAUAGCACCUAGAUUUUCAAAGUAGUGAUUUUUCUUUAAAAAUCUGCAUUUUGUAUAAUCAUAUUGAUUCGCCCUAUGUGCCAUUGGAGUCGGGAGCUAUUCAGGUGACUGCUCUGAGGGGAAUACCUCUAAAUAGAUAUAUUUUCAUAAUCAAACGUUGUAUAUAUUGUAAUAUACGGUGUAAAAAAUUGCUACAUUGUAAUUAUAAAAAUAAUUAAAAAUUAAUAAAAACUAAAAGAUUCCAUUAAAUGGACAAAAAUAAAAUAUUUAUAUUGUACUAAUACUGUAUUUACUAUAUAUUUUAUAGCAAUCGUUUACACCAUGUAUUUGUGUAUUAUUUAUAUAUAGUCAGUAAGUUAUGUUAUUUACUUAAUUAUUUCGUUUUUAGAUAGUUUACAAUGAUUGUAUUAAAUUGUGUGAGUUUUGGUCUCUUUAUAAUUUUAGUUGUUAUUAUUCCACAGUAAUGUCAGUGAGCGUGCCCGUUACAGGAAACAUGCUUUUACGAAUUAAAUGUGAUAAAUAAUUCAAAUUUUGGAAAAAAUCUAUAAUUGAUUAAUUUUUGUUGAUGACAAAAUUUGAUGAAGAGCAUGUGUGAAAUGUUUAACAAAAUCAUUUAAAUAUCUAAAUCAAAUUAUAAAAAAAAAAAUCGAUUGUCUUUGUUAUAUUAUUAUUGUCACAUUUGUGAAAAUAAUGUAUCGCGUAGAUAUCGUGCGAUUACACUAAUAGACAUGGCUUGUUUAAAUAUUUGUUUAAUACACAAUUGUAGUAAGACUGUUAGUAUUUAAAUUAUUAGAUUAAAAUAUUGUUCUGAAAAAAUUUUUCAAAGCUCACCUAAGGCUUAGUGUGUAUGCGUGCAAUUGGGAUAAAAAAAAGUGUUUUGUUAAAAAAAAAAUGCCGAUUCAAAAUGUUAAAAUAUGUAUUCUAAAAACUAAAUAUUAUAAAGAGUGCUGAAAUGAGACAUAAAAUAGAAGUUUUACUAAUACAUUGAAUAAGGCUAGUAAGGAGGCCUUGCGAGCAUUUUACGAAAAUGUCGUCGCUUAUUCUUAAAAAAUAUUAACUUUUGUUUGUUAUUAACAAACAUAUAAAAAAAAAAUUAGCCAUUAUAUUAUCAACUGAACGGCAUAAUGUAUACUUUGAGAAACUCCGAAACUUGCGUAAAAUGCUCGCGACGCAGUGAUGCGCCGUAGCGGAUGCAGUUUCGACAAUAGCACACAUAGAUUUGUUAAAAUUAUACACCGAUCACGGCAAAAGUAACGCCAAUGGGAAUUAGUUUUUUUUACCCCAAGUUUAGAUUUAUCAACGAAUUCGUGUCUCCCUGUUUUUUUUUUUUUCAGUUUUUAUUUGUCAGAUCGGUCUAUUCAUUUAACUGUCUAUGUUCUGUAUAGAAAUGCCUUGUGCUUAGUUGGUGGCGUUUUGAUUUUUUCCUCGGAACUUUUUGAUGUUAUGCAUUAACAAUAGCGAUAUUUUAUUAUUAUUACAACUAUCGUGUAAAUAGAUUAUUGAAAUUGAAGGAUUCAUGCAAAUAAAAAUUUAUUAAUUAUA
Messenger RNA from Plodia interpunctella (Indianmeal moth), 9295 nucleotides. RefSeq names its product Nedd4 (gene Nedd4). The coding region runs from base 310 to 3339 and encodes 1009 amino acids. The transcript is spliced from 21 exons. Gene Ontology annotation, biological process: ubiquitin-dependent protein catabolic process; protein polyubiquitination; regulation of dendrite morphogenesis. Lineage: Eukaryota; Metazoa; Arthropoda; Insecta; Lepidoptera; Pyralidae. Gene Ontology annotation, molecular function: ubiquitin protein ligase activity; sodium channel inhibitor activity; protein binding. Gene Ontology annotation, cellular component: cytoplasm. The record is from RefSeq and is a predicted model, not a curated record.